Molecule: messenger RNA, 432 nt
Organism: Trichosurus vulpecula (common brushtail)
Lineage: Eukaryota; Metazoa; Chordata; Mammalia; Diprotodontia; Phalangeridae
Product: protein FAM136A-like
Exons: 1
Cellular component (GO): cytoplasm
Source: RefSeq, a predicted model, not a curated record
AUGGCAGAGUCAAAGCAGCUGUGGGUGCAGAAGGUAGUGGACACCAUGGUGAAAGCACUGGAGCAGGAGAAUAUCUGUAAGAUGCCAGGUACCAUGUUCCAGUGUGGUGCCAGCUACUGUAAAGAUACCCAGGCCUCCAUAAAGCAGGUUCAUCAGUACUUUGAACCCUGCCAUGCUCCCUUGGCCCAGGCACAGGCCCUUGUGACCAGCAAACUAGAGAAAUUCUAGGACCACCUAGCUCAAUGUACCAUAUAAUGCAAUGUCAAAGCCAAAAACUUGAUGGAUUCUGGGAGCAAGAAGCAGCAGGUGAAGAGGGAGCUAGAGUUCUGUGUGACCAAAUGUGUUGAUGACCACAUGCGCUUCAUCCCCAACAUGACCAAGAAGAUGAAGGAUUCCCUGGCAUCUAUUGCAAAAGACAGUCAUUGUCAGUAG